This is a messenger RNA of Ilex paraguariensis (yerba mate), 1812 nucleotides long. Lineage: Eukaryota; Viridiplantae; Streptophyta; Magnoliopsida; Aquifoliales; Aquifoliaceae. The record is from the annotation of a GenBank genome assembly.
AUGAGAGAUGGGAACUCCAAGAAAAGCAAGCUUUCAUGGCCUAAGACACUGGUUAAGAAAUGGUUCAAUAUCAAGAGCAAAGCUGAGGACUUUCAAGCUGACGAAAUGGUUUACGAAGGUGUUGAUGAAGAUUGGAGGAACAACUUCUCAGAGAGGGAGGCAUGCACUAUCAAGAAAAGCAGAACAGAGAGAUCGAGUAGGAGGAACUCAGAUCGUGUCCGGCGACAUAAGAUUGACCUUGAUACCUCCCAAGUUAGAGACGUGCAUAGUUAUAGGAUCUUUGCAGCUACAUGGAAUGUGGCUGGAAAAUCUCCAACAAGUUAUUUGAAUCUUGAAGAUUGGCUUCACACCUCAACUCCUGCUGACAUUUAUGUUCUUGGGUUUCAAGAAAUUGUUCCUUUGAAUGCUGGUAAUGUUUUGGGAACAGAGGACAAUGGUCCAGCUAGAAAAUGGCUAGCACUCAUUCGAAAGACUCUAAACAGUCUUCCGGGCACGAGUGGUGCUUGCCACACACCUUCACCAAUCCCUGAUCCAAUUGUAGAACUAGAUGCAGACUUUGAGGGAUCGACUAGACAAAAGGCCUCGUCUUUCUUCCAUCGUCGUUCAUUCCAAUCACUGAGUCGAAGCAUGAGGAUGAUGGAUAAUGACAUGUCAAUACCCCAACCUCGACUUGAUCGUCGAUUCAGCAUUUGUGAUCGGGCCAUGUUUGGCCACAGGCCAAGUGAUUAUGACUCAAAUGUUUUUGGAGGGCACAUGCCAUAUGAUUACGAGCCAAAUGUUAGAUGGGGUGGUUCCUCUGAUGAUGAAAAUGGGCCUAGUGAUUCACCAGGUACCACACACUACUCGCCUAUGUCUUACAGUGGAUCUAUUUCUCUUGAGGAUAGAGAUAGACAUCCAGGACACUCAAGGUACUGUUUAGUUGCGAGUAAGCAAAUGGUGGGCAUAUUUCUCACAGUAUGGGUGAAGAGUGAUUUAAGAGAUGAUGUUCGCAACAUGAAAGUAUCUUGUGUGGGCAGAGGAUUGAUGGGUUAUCUUGGAAACAAGGGUUCAAUCUCAAUAAGCAUGUCUUUGCACCAAACAAGCUUCUGUUUCAUCUGUAGUCAUUUAACCUCGGGACAGAAGGAGGGUGAUGAGCUGCGAAGGAACUCUGAUGUCAUGGAAAUUCUUAGGAAGACAAGGUUUCCAAGAGUUCACGUCAUGGGAUAUGAGAAGUCCCCUCAGACAAUCCUUGAGCAUGAUCGAAUUAUAUGGCUUGGGGAUUUGAAUUACCGCAUUUCCCUGUCCUACCGUACUGCAAAGGCUCUUGUUGAGAUGCGCAACUGGAGGGCUUUGUUAGAAAAUGACCAGCUACGGAUAGAGCAGAGGAGAGGGCGCGUCUUUGAGGGAUGGAAUGAAGGGAAGAUAUAUUUCCCUCCCACAUAUAAGUAUUCAAAUAAUUCAGACAGAUAUGCAGGCGAUGACAUGCAUUUAAAAGAGAAGCGAAGAACACCUGCCUGGUGUGAUCGGAUACUUUGGUAUGGUAGAGGGCUCCAUCAAAUAUCUUAUGUUCGUGGGGAGUCUCGAUUCUCAGAUCAUAGACCAGUUUAUAGCAUAUUUUUGGCAGAAGUUGAGUCCAUCAACCUUUUGCGCUGUCUUAAAGAAAGAGUUUCAAUAUUUGCAUCAAUUCAACCAAGUCAUUCCUCGAUCAAUCAGGUUGGCCAAGAGAUAUUCGUCUCGACAGUCUUAGAUGUGUUUGAUUUGGCAAAUUGCAACAGAAGGUUCCUACCUGUAACUAUGUGCAUAACAUGCUUACUAACGGCACUCUCCAGCUGA